This is a messenger RNA of Xiphophorus hellerii (green swordtail), 2071 nucleotides long. RefSeq names its product proto-oncogene c-Fos-like. Gene Ontology annotation, molecular function: DNA-binding transcription factor activity, RNA polymerase II-specific; RNA polymerase II cis-regulatory region sequence-specific DNA binding. The transcript has 3 exons. NCBI's taxonomy places the organism in Eukaryota, Metazoa, Chordata, Actinopteri, Cyprinodontiformes, Poeciliidae. The coding region runs from base 413 to 1453 and encodes 346 amino acids. Gene Ontology annotation, cellular component: nucleus. Gene Ontology annotation, biological process: regulation of transcription by RNA polymerase II. The record is from RefSeq and is a predicted model, not a curated record.
AACCGCAUGCAAUUUUUGGAUAAUUGUGGCAAUAUUUUUGCGCUACGAUGAUAUGUUUUCAAAGUUUCGCUGUGCAGGCACCUUAAGAAUUUAAAAGCCAAAUUGUAAACACCAACGUCACCUUCAUUUUCCGUGUCACAGCUCCUUCUGCGGAAUGGUUCGGUCUCGCCACACAGAUUUCAUUCAUAAAAUUCGGACUCACUAUAAAAGGCGGGCCUCUCCACUAUAUCUGCACAGUUACCAUUUAUGAAAGCUGGCAAAUGGAGUAUAAGUAGGCGUUCAAAGGAGGGGGGGUCUGCUGUUUACGUAGAACAUAUAGAUAGACGUAUACGGAUAGACGGCUCGGGUCUUUACUUUUUUAUGCGCUGACCUCAGAAGAGAGAAAUAUACAAAAAAAAAAAAAAAAAAAAAAAUGCAUCCAGACUCCAGCUCUGAGCUCGACCCAUCCUCCAGCUGUAGCCCGGCAGCGCCUGGCGGGGACACCCCUGGGCGCAGCCUGCGUCCUCCUGACUCGCUUUCAUCAUCAGUGGACAGCAACAAGGUAGAUGCGAUUCUGAUCGUUAAACAGGAUGGUGACACCUCUGCACCAGCCGCCUUUGUUCCGUCUGUGACUGCAAUCUCAACGUCGCCAGAACUGAAGUGGAUGGUGCAGCCGACUGCCAUCACAUCUGGCGUUGCAAAAACCAAGACCGAUGGCGCAAACCAGUCGUCCCCAACAGGUGCAAAGAGGGCAAAAACGUGCAACAAGAAGGCGCAAAAGGAGCAGGAGACUGAUUUGCUGGAAGAGGAGAAGUCAACUCUCCAAACUGAGAUAGCUGAUCUGCUGAAGGAGAAAGAGAGGCUGGAGCACAUCUUAGCUUCCCAUCGGUCCUCCUGCAAACUGCCAGCACAAGAUGACAGCGACAGGGAGGAGGAGGAGAAGGUGGAGGAUGUUGACUCAGUGCUGCAGGACUCUCCGGCCUCCCCACAGCUGCUCUCCAUCCUGGAGAAUGUAAAGACCCCCGAGAGCAACGUAGCUGCUGGAGAAGUCCCCGCUAGUCAGGAUGCAGACCUUUCUUGUGUCCCGGCUUCUGUGGCCAUCUUGGGGAACUCCAACAUCCUCCUGUGCUCCAGUGCAGAAGAGGAGGCCUUGCAGGACCUUAAUGGAGAUGACCUUGAUGAUUUGGUGCCCAGUCUGGAGAUGGCUGCAUCUGUCCCUGACAUAGACCUCAACGGGCCCUUCUGCCUCCCAGACUGGGAAACUCUCUACAAGUCUGUGGCAAGCGACCUCGAGUCUUUGACCACUCCGGUCAUGUCUUCCAGUCCCACCUGUAGCAGCUAUCGCACCGUCUUUUCCUUCAGCUGUUCUGAGAUUGAGUCCAUGGCUGAAGACUGCGAGGGCCUCAAAAGCAGUCACGCAGGGUCAGAGUUAAUGAAAGAUAGUCUUAACUCCCCAACACUCUUAGUCUUGUGAAUGCAAAUAAUUUAUGCAACAAUAUACAGUAUUUGUAUUCCAACCAGCUAGCAAGCUAUCUCUCUCAAAUAACCUUUUGUAGUGUGAGCUAUGAUGUAUAAACCUGAUAAUUAAAGGUUGUGCAUAUUGACAACGUGUUUUCUGUAACUGUAACAGGGUUGAAUUCUUCCAUUUUGUUUCAAUUGUCUGAGUUUACAUUUGUGCUGGAAUCCAAAUGCAUGCAAAAACAAAAAAAAGAGUCAUAUGUAUGCCAACAAAAAGGUGGUGAAUUAUGUUUCUAAGAAAAAAAAAAAUCUAAAUGUGAUAUGAAGUUAACACACAUUUGAUAUAGCUUAAUAUAUGUGAAACAGUGCUAUUGUGACAAGUGAAAAUAGAGAGAUGCUAAAAUGUAGCAGUGUUGGUGUAACAUCUUGCUGUGAGGUGUCCCCUGAUCUGACUUGACAUUUAUCACCUGAAUCUUUUCCAUAACCAAAAAUCAAAAUGAAAACAUAAUCAUAUCAUGUAUUUUCUCAAGAUGUACUGUAUUUUAUGGCAUAGUUUAUUUUUUUACUCAUCAAAUAUGAUGCUGAUGCAAAAAAUGGAAUAUUGCUGAAAAUAAAACACAACAUUCACAAAUCA